AUGAAAUCGAAAUUAAUCAUUGGUGGUAAAGAUAUUGUGACGCACACGAGUGAACAAGAAGAGACCAUUCGACAGAAACGGCGUUUGAUUGCUGAAGCUGAACGUCGUCAACGUGAAGUUCAACAACGAUUAGCCGAAGGUGAAGAAGAACGACAAACGAUCAAUGCGAAAUAUACGAAUAUACAAGAAGAAGUUGAAGAUAAACGAGCGAAACGUGAUAAGUUAUCGAAGCAUCUGAAGAAAAUUGAGGCCAAACGAACGGAGAUAGUCCAACAUCAACCAUCUGCACGAGAAGAACUCGAAGCUGAACAGCGAGAGAUUCAAAAACAAUCCAAACUUCUUCAAUUAGUUAUCGAAAUUUUCAUUCCAAAAGAUGAACGUGAACGAUUAUAUAAAAGAAUUCAAUUUGAUGAUCAUCAGAAUCAAUGGACAUUGAAAGAAUUAUCGAAAGAAACGUAA
Molecule: messenger RNA, 459 nt
Organism: Adineta ricciae
Lineage: Eukaryota; Metazoa; Rotifera; Eurotatoria; Adinetida; Adinetidae
Source: the annotation of a GenBank genome assembly